AUGAGGAAGAAAGUAAGGAUGGAGAAGAUAUUAAGGAAGGAGAAUAAAUUAAGAAAGGAGAAGAACUUAGGGAAAGAGAAGAAGUUUGGGAUGGAGAAGAAGUUUGGGAUGGAGGAGAAGUUUGGAAUGGAGGAGAAGAAUCAAAGUAUGGAGAAGAAAUUAAGGAAGAAGAAGUUUAGGAAGGAGAAGAAGUUAAGGAAGAAGAAGUUUUGGAUGGAAAAGAAGUUAAGGAUAAAGAAGAAAAUAUGGAUGGGGAAGAAGUUUGGGAUGGAGAAGAAGUUUGGAAUGGAGAAGAAUCUACUAAUUAAGGACGCAGAAGAAGUUAGGGAAGGAGAAAAAGUUAAGAAUGAAGAACAAGUUAGGGAAGGGGAAGAAGUUAAGGAUGAAGAAGAAGUUAAGGAUGAAGAAAUAGUUUGGGAUGGGGAAGAAGUGAAGGAAGGAGAAGAAGUUAAGGAAGAAGAAGAAGUUUUGGAUGGAGAAGAAGUUAAGGAUAAAGAAGAAAGUAUGGAUGAGGAAGAAGUUUGGGAUGGAGAAGAGGUUAAAGAGGGAAAAAUAAUUAUGGAUGGAGAAUAA
Messenger RNA from Sphenostylis stenocarpa, 573 nucleotides. Lineage: Eukaryota; Viridiplantae; Streptophyta; Magnoliopsida; Fabales; Fabaceae. The record is from the annotation of a GenBank genome assembly.